Molecule: messenger RNA, 2869 nt
Organism: Calidris pugnax (ruff)
Lineage: Eukaryota; Metazoa; Chordata; Aves; Charadriiformes; Scolopacidae
Gene: TTC14
Product: tetratricopeptide repeat domain 14
Exons: 12
Coding region: 18-2381 (787 amino acids)
Molecular function (GO): nucleic acid binding; protein binding
Source: RefSeq, a predicted model, not a curated record
GCGGUGGCGGCGGCGGGAUGGAGCGGGAGCUGCUGCGCCAGGCGCUGAGUUACCACGGCCCCGAGCUGCUCUCCCUGCUCCGCGCCGAGCAGCACGACAACCCCGACUUCCGAGGGCUGCUGCCGCCGCCGGGGGCCUCCCUGGAGCCGCCCCGCGGGGCCCCGCACCCGCCGGACGCCUGGAGAGAGGGCGCGGACCUCGACAACAAGAUAAAGCGCUUCAUUGCCAAAAAGGCCGAUCUCCUCUUCGCCCACUCGUGGAAGCCCAACGGGCCGCCCUGCGAGACCAUCGAGGAGAAUGACGAGUGCUACGCCGUUCUGCCUCCCCUGGAGCGGUUCAUGGAGGUUCCCAGGGAGGACAGGAGAGAGUUUUUUUUCCGAGACAUCGAGCGGGGGGACAUCGUGAUCGGCAGGAUUACCUCCAUUCGCGAGUUCGGCUUCUUCAUGGUGUUGAUUUGUCUGGGAAGUGGGAUCGUACGGGAGAUUUCCGACGUAGAGAUCACUGCUCUCUGUCCUUUGCGAGAUGUGCCUCCUCAAAGCAGCCACGGGGAUCCUUUAUCUUAUUAUCAAACCGGAGACCUCAUUCGAGCCGCAGUCAAGGACGUUGAUCGUUACCACCAGAAGCUGACGGUGUCUCUCUACAGCUCAGCUCUGCCACCCAACCUUUCCAGUACAAAGCUGGGCGUGAUCACUUCCGAUGACUUCCCGCUGCAUUAUAAGCGAAGCUUGGAGGUUGCUAACACAGGGGAGACGUUUGAGGAGGUUUUGCAUCGUUGCCCAGGAUUUGCUAAUCCCUCCUUGGUUGAAUACUUAGCAGAAAAACUGGGACUAAGUGAAUCAAAUCCACCGUCUUUGAUGAGAAGUCUUCAAAUGAAAAAUUUUAAUGAAGAAGAUUUUGCUCCUGCCCUGAGGAAAAAGCAAUCUGCAUCCUGGGCCUUGAAAUGCGUGAAGGCUGGGGUUGAUUAUUUCAAGGUCGGGCGCCACGUGGAAGCCAUGAACGAGUACAACAAGGCUCUGGAAAUCGACCCGCAGAACGUCGAAGCUUUGGUGGCACGUGGAGCUCUGUACGCGACGAAAGGAAGCCUGAACAAAGCCAUAGGGGACUUUGAAAUUGCUUUAGAAAACUGUCCUUCCCAUAGGAAUGCCAGGAAAUACCUCUGUCAGACCCUGGUGGAAAGAGGCGGGCAGUUGGAAGAAGAAGACAAGCUACUAAACGCUGAGAAUUACUAUAAAAAAGCCUUAAGCUUGGAUGAGAGCUUUCAGGAAGCAGAAGAGGCCUUGACGAAGCUCCGUAAGCACAUGCAGAAAUCUUUGGAAAUGAGGGAGAAACAAGCUGCCAAAGAAGAGAGACAGAAAGAAAAGAAAGUAGAAACGAGUGCAGAAAAAUUGCGUAAGCUCUUAAAAGAAGAAAAAAGGUUGAAGAAGAAAAGGAAAGUAUCAACUUCCUCCUCUUCCUCCUCCUCCUCUUCCUCCUCCUCCUCAUCGAGUGAUUCCUCAUCCGAUGUAUCAGUUUCUUCUUCCUCCUCUUCCUCUGAUCACAAGAAACGUAGGAAAAAGCGUCGGAAAAGAUCCCAGUCUGCCCGCAGCUCCAAAAAAAGCUCAUCUCGAGCUGCUUCUUCCCACUAUAGAGAUGAGAUGAGGAAAGAGGAGUGGUACUCGCCUCCGGCCGAUACCUCCGCUUCCUUCCUUAACCAAAGUUUUGAAGUGGAGAAGCUGCUGGAAAGGCAGGAGAGCGUAGUGUGCCCCAAACCAGAGGGAAGAGGGAAAGACAGACGCAGUUCUUUUUCGAGGACUUCAGGUGAUGAUGAAGACUCUUUUGGAGGUAGGUCUGAAGAUUCAAGAGAUUCUCACAGUAGCUCCAGGACCCUGCCGAGCAGUAGCAAAACCGAAAAAUAUGGUAAAACUGACAGAUUUUUCUCCAGUUGGAGGGGUUCUUCAGGAUGGUACCAUAAGUCAGGUGAUAAACCCAGGAUGCAUUAUUUUAGGAAAUUUGAAAGGGACGUAGAGGGGAGAAAAGAGCAGUUUAGAAGGUAUGGCUCAGGGCAAGACAGGUAUCACACGUCUCCUGCGGGGUGUGAGUAUUGGGGCAGGUCAGGGGGGAGGUACAGGUCGUAUCCGAGCACCUCCUCACGGGAAGGGGAGAGAAGUUACGACAGCGAGAGGCCUGGCCCCAGUCAGGAUAAAAAUGAAAGUGAGUGUAAAGGCAGGGGAAGUUCUGAGGAGAGUGAUGAAAUGAAGGAACCAGAGGAGGAAACGUCUGUAAAUGGCACAGCACAAACAGAGAGCGGCGUUAAGAGAAACCUGCCCCAGAACUUAGUUAACAUAUUUAACCAGAUAGCUGAGUUUGAGAGGGAAAAAGGAAGUAAACAGAAGAAACAGUAAAGUACCCAAGAAAACACUAUUCUGCUGAGUGUAGUUAAAUGAACUUUUAUCUGAGCAUCUCCCGAGGAAAUGCAUAAAAGGGUGAUAAAAAGGCAGAAUUUGUUCUGCUUGAACAAUGUCAAAGAGUCCUUAAGGUAAAGAUUGUGUGGUGGAGAGAGAUGCACGGAUAUCUUACUUAAAAUACCAGUUAUUUAAAAUCUGAGUUUCCUGUGCUCUUAGCUUGGGCUGUUCCUGUACAAUGUCCUCUGUCUGAUGGGGUGACAUCCUUUGGUGCCCCCGCCCUGUAGGUAGUUGUGGGGCUCACACCAGAUCUGCACUUUAACAGAUGGGCUCUCUUUGAUUUUCUCGUUCCCUGAGGUACUAUCAACUCUCAAUAUUUUUGUAUGAAACUAAACUUCCAGCUCUAGAAAGGGGAUAACUGAAUGAAAGUCAUGUGCCAUCAUUGUAUAUAGCUCAUUUGCUCAUUAAAUUUUCUUAAUUUUUCUUAA